Molecule: messenger RNA, 1791 nt
Organism: Syngnathus acus (greater pipefish)
Lineage: Eukaryota; Metazoa; Chordata; Actinopteri; Syngnathiformes; Syngnathidae
Gene: itpka
Product: inositol-trisphosphate 3-kinase A
Exons: 7
Coding region: 276-1415 (379 amino acids)
Biological process (GO): inositol phosphate biosynthetic process
Cellular component (GO): nucleus; cytoplasm
Molecular function (GO): inositol tetrakisphosphate kinase activity; inositol-1,4,5-trisphosphate 3-kinase activity
Source: RefSeq, a predicted model, not a curated record
UUGGACAGAAGAAACGAGGAAGUCGUGUGGAUCGUUUGAAAUUCAACCAGCUUCUGCUAUGACAGCCUCCACACAAGCUUGAAGCAGCGCGAUCCUCGAAGCUCUUUUUGUCGUGCUCCGUCACGACGCAUUCAAUGUCGCCCAAAAGAACGUAGGAACUCCUACGACCUGGGGCUGACUCUUUUUUUUGUUUGCACAAGUGAUUCCCGCAGAGUUGGGAUGAACUCGCACAGUGAGUCGAGUGAAUCGAGCCGGCGAGCGCAUUCGGAAGAGUGAUGGACGCAUCCCGAGUACCGCAGGUGACCAUCACCCCGGAUGGGGGCGGCUUCUCGCGGGAGAUGAAGCAGGAGGACUGGGAGGAAGGCGAAGCGGUGGACGGCAAGCUGUGUAGGAAGCUUUCCACCUCCUCCGUCUCCUCCACCGGCUCCUCUGCAGUGGAAUCGGAGGAUGACCUGCUUAGCGACAACGAGAAUAAAAGUAAAGGCAUCAUCACUUUGGAGCCCCUGGUUGACACUGGAGAGAGCAAGCCAUGGUGGAAGUUGAAGACCAUCGUCCAGUGGCCCUUUAGCGCUGCCCAUAGAAGAAAGCUGAACUGGGUGCAGUUGGCCGGUCAUAAAGGGAACUUCAAAGCGGCGGAUGAAGGCAGCAUUCUGAAGAAGUAUUCUGAAAAUGAGGUGCGCUGCUUUGAGAGGUUGAAAAGUGACACGCUGCUAGCGUUCGUACCCGCUUACCACGGCGUGGUGGAAAAAGACGGAGAGUCUUUCAUCCACAUGGCUGACCUGCUGGCAACCUUUGACCUUCCAAAUGUCAUGGACUGCAAGAUGGGAGUGAGAACAUACUUGGAGGAAGAACUGGUUCGAGCACGGGAGCGGCCCAAGUUGAGGGCGGACCUGUAUAAGAAGAUGGUUGAGGUGGACUGCCAAGGCCCGACCGCACAGGAACAUUCUCAAUGUGGCGUCACCAAACCUCGCUACAUGCAGUGGAGGGAAAGCCUGAGCUCCAGCAACAUUAUGGGCUUCAGGAUAGACGGCAUCAAGAAAAGUGACGGCACAUGUCGGACCGAUUUCAAGAAAACCAGGUUGGAGCAAGAUGUCAUCGAAGCGUUCAAGGACUUUGUCGGCGGCAACGUCAACGUUAUAAAGUCAUACCUGAGCAGACUGAUGGAGAUCCAACAGGCUUUGAAAAGAUCGGAAUUCUUCAAGCAACAUGAGGUCAUCGGCAGUUCUCUGCUUUUUAUCCACGACCACACGGGCAACGCUCAGGUGUGGCUUAUUGACUUUGGCAAGACCACCGAGUUGCCGGAGGGCCAAGUGUUGAAGCAUGACGUUCCCUGGCGAGAGGGUAACAGAGAGGACGGAUACCUUUUGGGCCUGCAGAACCUCAUCGGCAUCCUGGAGGCUGUGAGCAGUGAAUGAGUCUGACUUGGACUGUGGGACAUGCAAGUAGAGGAAAGGUCAACUGGCUGAAAAUGAGCAAUGGAAGUGGAAUAUGUGGGGGGGGGGGUUUAUGUGGAAGUGAGCAGGUGUGCACACUGUGUGGACAAAACUAACAUCGUGUUGAAAGUACAUAUCCAAAGGGGCUUGCUAAGAAGAAAAAUUCAGAUUCAGUUGAUGUCAAUUACCACGGAGGAUACAGAGAAGUUGUCAGUGAGUAAACAAACUGACAGUUUCAGUUCUGCCUUCAUAACAUUAUGUAAACAUUUGCUAUUAGUUAGAAAAUGGAAAGAGAUCAUCUUCUAAUGUUUUGAAUGUAAUAGUAACUUGACAUUAUGAACAAGACCUCAGUCAGUCA